Naumovozyma castellii is the source of this 912-nucleotide messenger RNA. RefSeq lists its product as uncharacterized. NCBI's taxonomy places the organism in Eukaryota, Fungi, Ascomycota, Saccharomycetes, Saccharomycetales, Saccharomycetaceae. The record is from RefSeq and is a predicted model, not a curated record. The transcript has a single exon. The coding region runs from base 1 to 912 and encodes 303 amino acids.
AUGAAACUGUUAGCAGCAUAUAGCAUUGCAGCUUUGUUAGCCGUAACAUUGGCAUCUGAUAAGUUACAGAGCGAAGAGAAAAAUGAAGCUGAUCAUCCUGUUUCGAUUCUACAAAAACUGGCAUUUCCAUAUUAUGCGAUGUUUGCGACAUCAGCCCAAUGGAUAUACGGUUAUUUCGAUGCUGAAAUGCCAAUUAACACAAAAGUCGCUUGGUGGACAGUUUUUCUUGCUGGCGACGGACUUAAUUCAGCUAAGGAUAUUGUGCAAGCAUGCAAUACAUGCAAGGCCAGACAUGAAGAUCCCCCUGGUGGCUCUUGUACCCAAGAUACAAUGACGGCCGUACAAAGUGUUCUUCUAAAUUUAGUUGCUGGAUAUAUAGGGUGGCACUUAACAAAUUCAAACACUUUCAAUCGCAGUUUAAAGUGCCAAGAUACAGAAAAUCUCUCGAUUGUAGAAAAGAGUGCAAUUAUGUUUCACACUUAUGUUUUAGCAGGCUUUCGGAGAAUAAUCGGUUACUGCAAUAGACCUUUGCCAGUUUGGGUAGAACCUGGGUGGUGGGUAGCUCUCGUUAUUGUAGAUGGCAUUAUAUUUGGUAGAGCUACUCAAAUGGAGAACGCUUACAACUCAUGCGUGGCCAAUCAUAUAGAUCUUCUUAGCGGAUCUUGUCAAGAUGACCUAUUGACUGUCUUACACGGCAUUGUAAGAACUGUUACAUUUGGGAUUAUACCAAAAAUAAUUAUUUUAUUCAGCAAACAGUGUCACGUCUGCCAUGGAACGCUAAAAAGAAAUGAUAUGUGUUUAGAAAUAGGCGAGAAAUCAAAAUCAAAACAUGAAACAUUAAACACCAAUGGAACGCUCCAUAACAAUUUAAAGAAAGAUGAAAAUGACUUUCGAGUGCCAGGGAGAAAUUAA